ACAAACAUAAUGCACAUAAAGUUCAUAACUGUACUUUCGGGUUGGUGCACCUGUACUGCUUUUAAACAAAUGUACUUUUUUGAGUCCUAUGGAGGUGGAAUAUUGUACAUUGGGGGGGCAUAAGAUACGUCUGCUGUACUCUGUGUGUAACCUGUAUACAGUAAAAGGCAGGGCUAGUUAACCCCGGAUUGCAAGCUCUUCAUGACGUCGGACUAGAUUGUCCUGGUCCUCCUUGCCCAAUAGGAGCUGUUGUAGUCUUAUACCGGAGCCGAUAUGGCUCUGUCCGAGUACCACAACGCCCUUCGCCGGGUGCUAUGUGGUGCCGGACUGCUGCUGCUUUAAAAAAAAGAGAGAGAGGGGGAAAAAAAGAAGAGGCAAGCGUGAUAUGGGAAGCCCGUUGCAUCUGCGGAACCAUUUCUACACGGAGCAUCCCAGUCAGCACCACUACCAGCAGCAGCUCCUCUGCGGGCCAAGCAGACAGUCGCCUUGCACCUGCACGAAUGUCGAUUGCACCUGUCAUGCCUGCGACAGCCUCGUCCUCCGUGGGACGCCACCGACGUGCACCGAGGUAACUUUGAGGACAUCUUCGGAGACGUCUUCCGGGCGAGGCGUCCGCGACCUGACUCCCUCUAGCCAUGCCACUUCCUCCAGGCAGCAACAGCAGCAUCCCGGGGCCAGCGACCAGCAAGCCUCCCGCCAUGAGACAGCCAUGAGCAGCUGCAGAUACAACGGCGGCGUUAUGCGGCCGCUCAGCCACUUGAGCUCGUCUCGCAGGAACGUACACGAGUUCGAUUCCGAGUCGCAGCCGCUGCAGCCCCUCUCGGCCGGGGACGCGUCGGACACGUUGGCAGCCUCCAAGCCUGAGAACCACUCGGCCACAGUCAUGCCUUACGCAUCCGGGGACGGAGGCGGGGGCUGCGGCCACAGCGGGGGGAAAUCGGGCAAGAAGAAGAACCAGAACAUUGGGGAGAAGCUUGGCCACAGGAGGGCCUUGUUUGAGAAGAGGAAGCGACUCAGCGACUAUGCUUUAAUCUUUGGGAUGUUUGGGAUCGUUGUUAUGGUUAUAGAGACAGAACUCUCUUGGGGAGCCUAUGGAAAGGAGUCCCUGUAUUCAUUAGCUCUAAAAUGCCUGAUAAGCCUUUCUACAAUCAUCCUCCUGGGACUGAUUAUCAUCUACCACGCAAGAGAGAUCCAGUUAUUUAUGGUGGACAACGCAGCCGACGACUGGAGGAUAGCCAUGACAUAUGAGCGCAUCUUCUUCAUCUGCCUGGAGAUCCUGGUGUGCGCCAUCCACCCCAUCCCGGGGAAUUACACCUUCACCUGGACCGCCCGCCUGGCCUACUCCUAUGUGCCAUCCAAGACGGACGCUGACGUGGACAUCAUCCUGUCUAUCCCCAUGUUCCUCCGGCUGUACCUCAUCGCUCGUGUCAUGCUGCUGCACAGCAAGCUCUUCACAGACGCCUCGUCUCGGAGCAUCGGGGCGCUCAACAAGAUCAACUUCAACACGCGCUUCGUCAUGAAGACCCUCAUGACCAUUUGUCCCGGGACGGUGCUGCUGGUCUUCACCAUCUCGCUGUGGAUCAUCGCCGCAUGGACUGUGAGAGCUUGCGAGAGGUACCACGACAACCAGGACACGAACAGCAACUUCCUAGGGGCCAUGUGGUUGAUCUCCAUCACCUUUCUUACCAUCGGAUAUGGAGAUAUGGUCCCAAACACUUACUGUGGGAAGGGAGUCUGCCUCCUGACUGGCAUUAUGGGUGCAGGCUGCACUGCCUUGGUGGUGGCUGUGGUGGCCAAGAAGCUGGAAUUAACCAAAGCUGAAAAGCAUGUUCACAACUUCAUGAUGGACACCCAGCUCACCAAACGAGUGAAAAACACAGCAGCGAAUGUUCUCAGGGAGACGUGGCUCAUCUACAAGAACACCAAACUGGUGAGGAAGAUGGACCAUGCCAGAGUCAGGAAGCACCAGAGGAAAUUCCUUCAAGCCAUUCAUCACAAACCAAACGAGCUCACGCUGUGUUUGAAGGAUCUUCUACCCUUCUUGACUGCACUUUCAUUUCACAGCUGAGGAGUUGCUGUGACUCUCUGUGUGGGUGCUGCAUGGGAGAAUAUAUGCAAAAAUUUCACUCAGUGCCACAUAAAAGGCUCUUGUAAUCCCUUUAUAUUAAGAACUAGGUUGGAUUGAUAUGUAAAAGAGGUUUUUCCUUGGAAUGAGUUAUGCAAAAUAUCCCUUGUGCACAGCUGUGGAGAUACACAUUUUGCAACAAAACAUCGAUUGUAUUCUCGCUGUCACACCGAAUGUGUUGGGUCUGCUGUUAGGCAGACCUGAACUGCUUGGUUUUUUUGCUGGUUCUAACGGGCUCCGUUCACACUCUCACCUGUCAGCCGGUCUUUUAGCCUCUGAGGACACCCAAAGUGUGCUGUGACUCCACUAAAGUAUUGAUUUUAGCCUCACCUUGCUGCUGUUUUUCUUCACUGACACAGAGGCUUCUUUCAGUAGCAAUCAGCUCAGUGCUUUGUUCAACCAAAUGCGACUAGAUGUGCUCUUAUCUAUUUUUUUUAGACCUUAAAAUAUCCUGCUCUGCGUGUGUUUGUUGGCUAUCUGUAGUUUUAUGUCUCUAAAUGGGCCUUUUGUAUGUGACUUUCGUUUGCUCAUGAAUCCUCCUGACAUUUUUGUUUUUUAUUUUAAAGACUUUCCAUAAAAUGUUUGCUGCUGCUGCUGCAACCCGCAUCCGCAUUUGGUGCCGUUCUCAAAGUCGUCAUUCUUUUUACGCUUCGUCAAGUCAUAAUGUCCUCACAGUUUGAAGCGAUGAUGUCACACGAUCCUAGCGCUUUCCUCAUUAUGGCGCUCCCUUGGAGCUAAAAGUAAAUCUAUGAAGGAAGCAGAUUGAGAAGGAAAGAGUCACGUCCGUCUCUGUGUGGAAGGCAGUGCUCAGCAUCCUGUAAAGAUUGUGUGUUGUGUGUGUGUGUGUGUUGUCUUGUUUGGAGAGCCUGAAGUAUCGGCUGAUCAGAGCGUGAUACUUGUGUCAAGAUGAAUGUAGGACAGGAAAUGGCUAACAGCAAGCAGAUCAAAGUAGCCAUGCACAAUGCAUUCAGGAAGUAUUCAGACAUUGGAUUUGUAGUCGUCCACCACAAAGAUGUUUUGCUUCAUCAGAGAGGAUGGGGCAUUAAAGGAAAACUGCACUUUUUUUUUUUAUUAUGCCCAUCAUCCACAAUCCUUAUGUGAGGCAUGAACACACACGUUUCUCUUUUCUGUGCAUUCUAAAGACAUUGCCCACACGCUGUUAAAACACCUCCAAAAACCUCCAACAAUGCUUUAUCGCUUUAUAUCCAUGCUGUAACCAUGUAGUAACAGGCAGAUUCAUGAUAACAUGUAAUACUUAUAGUAUUUUGCUGUACUUUGGUCGUUUUAAGCAUUCCUGAAACUUCCUUCCUGGGCGCAUUGAUUUCACAUAGCAACAUAGAAACGAACGCUACACCUAGCAUUAACUUUUCCAACUCAAAAACAAAAACACAGCAGCAGUGGCAGCAGCUCAAAUAUGUUUGUGGCCUGACGCGUGGUGAGCCCGGUGCUAUGCACAAGUGUGUGGUGAAGCUAGUAGCUAGCCCGUGUGGUGUGACGAGGUGUCACUACGCUAGUAAAGUACUAAUAAUAAAAAUGUCGCUGUUGCUUGUUUAAUACACAGGUCACAUUAAUGUAAAGGGGGCGUUGUUGGAGCUUUUUGGAGGUUUUUUCAGAAGGCUUUAUAGGUGUAAUAGUUGCAUCCCAUUACGUGCGAUCUUCGCUGCCUCUUUUUUAGCUGUUUUUAUAUCUUUAGAACACACAAUAAACAGAAAAACGCGUGUUCAUGUCUCACAUAAGGAUUGUGGAUGAUGGGUAAACUUUUUAAAGAAGUGCAGUUUUCUUUUUAAUGCAAGCAGGCGAUACAGGGAGAGAUUUUUAAUUUUUAACUUAUUAUAUGAAAUUAUAUGAAAAACAUGCCGCAGUGAACCAUCAGUCAGAAUGAAACACACUAACAACCAACAACAAUGGAAGAGAACGAGACUCUCCUGUUUGUAAUUCUCUGCAUGUGGCUCUUUGUAAGGUGUCCAAUUUUAUUCAAGAGGAGACUGAGGGCAGCAAAAAAAUGGAACACUGGAGCAAAAUGGAGACUGUGGUAUACUCUACUGUAAUACUAUUAUUGUUGUUUUCCAUAGCUAAUAAGCAUGUGUGUAGCCUUGUAACCACGACCAGCAUAUGGUAUCAUCUCAGGAUGUUGGGGACUGCGGUUGACCAGUGCUAAAAGUACCUCAUAGCACCUGCUUUUGCAAGUAUAGUUUGCAAUGCUUUCUGAAUGCAUGGUGUGACUUGUAUUGCGGCAAUGUGACACAUCACAUCACAUUGUUGUGAAACGUCCUCUCUUGCGGCAAUAGAUGAUGUGAGGUGCAAACAGCUGGAAGGCUGUCGACGCUUUGAGGCACCGGCUGUCUGUCUUGUCUGGUUUGGUGGAGUGUAAAACGCCUGACGUCAGCACCAAGGUUGUGUUGUUGCCUCUUGAGUUUGUGUGUGUGAUUGCUUCGUGUAAGAAGGGGAUUGAAUGCAGCCAAGAGAGAGCGAGCGUAGCGGCAAACAAGCAAGACUGCAGAGAGAUAACACUGUGGUUGCCAAAGCAAUAAGUCAAGACGGCGGUGAUGAGGUUUGCACAGCAGCCAGACUCAAGACAAAGCGAUUUUUGCCAUCUGAAUAUGUCUAUCUGAUGUUGCAAUAAUUCAUUUGUCUACUUCAUGUUCCCUUUUUUUCCUGUUUGUUGUCGACACAAUGCAAUAGAGCUCGAAAGUAAGUGUUCGCCUCACAUUUAGACCCAGACCUGUUGUGUGCAUGCUGACGAGAGCUUGUCCUUGAACCCGAUAAUAUGACUAAAAAAAUGACACCUCCAUUUGAUAAGUGAAAUUCAUGCCUUUACUUAUGCAAUGAUACACGCACAAUAUUGUGUCACAAGUGUCAUUGAAAUCAGCGCUGGUGUUAUCAUGGAGGAGACACAUACUGUGCCGUGUAAACACACCAGCACACGCAUGUCAAGUGAAUUUCAAUUAUCAGUGAUGGGGGGUGUUCUUCUUUCCAUUUCUGCAUGAAUGUGAUGAAAAUCUGAUUUUUAAUCAGAAAGCCACUGAUUAAACUCCCAAUCAACUGUGCUUUCAUGUACCAAAGGAUGACGACUAGAGCUCUACAGCUAGCGCAACAUUUGAACUUACUGUGUGUUUUGUUGUUUGUCACCCCGAUCAGGGCUCGGGGGUCAUCUUUCGGUGUGUGGAACCAUUGUUUGGCCUGUUCCUACAUUUGCAGCCACAUUUCCUCUAUUUCCAUGUUGGAUGACACUGUUGCAAAGAUGUCAUGCCAUGUCAUCGCUCUCUCUUUUCAAGUUUAGUCAUAGGCCCAGCUCGAACCUGAAAGCUGCAUUUAUAGCUAGCAGGAAACGUACAAAAUGUUCUUUAUAUUUGAACUGGACUACAGUCAUCCCUCGUUUAUCGUGGUUAAUUGGGUCCAGACUAGGCAUGGGCUGGUAUGAGAUCCUGACGGUAUGAUAACCUUGGGCAAAAAUAUUAUGGUUUCACGGUAUUAUAAUUACAGCUCUAAAAUGUGUGAUUUUGAAAUAUGUUUAUUAAGAAGUGAAAGUCAAAACGGUCAUUUUAAAACCAUAUGAUAUAACACAAAAUUGCAACAUAUGCAAAACAAAUGACAAAAAAUAACUGAAUUCUUCCUAAAUCAAUAAUAAAUAAAAUGCAGUUCUCAGUGCAGUCUACUGUGGCUAAUCCUGCAACUCAAGUCACAACACAAUAGAUAUUUUAAGCAAAUUGCAGUCAAGUGACCCAAGAAGGUCACAACAUAAAUAUUUUUGUUAAACUCAUAAUGUUACGUGAUAAUUUUAUAGUAGCGGGUCACACUUACACGAACGUCCUUUUCUGGGUCAUGUGAUUGUUGUAAGCAACUGAGACGUUGUUGAGUGGUUGUUGCUUGUUGUUCAGUGGAGAGUAAACAAUCACAUUGCCACAUUUGGUGACCCUUGACCUGAGUAAUAUGUCGACAACAGCACGGCCAUACCAGCGCCGCUCAGUGCCAACGAGGCGACUAACACGCCUGUACUAUCUAUGCCCGACGUAUAGCAACACACCACACGCCUUUGGUUUCAACACAUCGAAGCCCAGUUCCGACUGUGAGGAGUAACAUAGGACGUGACAAAGUAUUUCCACGUAAUGGCUGCGCUGGACCUCUCUCUCUCAUAUCAUAGAAAUGGUAUGACACAAAAUUUUAGUGGUUUUGAAACCGGUACUUUUUCAUACAGUGGUGUACCUUGAAACCGGUAAUCGGCCCAAGCCUAGACCCGACUGGACCACGAUAAGUGGAUUUCUGUGAAGUAGGAUUCAAUAUUAAUAGAAUAUUUUCGCAGUUAGGGCAUAGAAAACCUGUUUAUUACUUUCUAAAUACGUUUUUUAACAUUAUUAGAGAUGAAAUAACACCCCAUUAGUUUCUUUUACACUUCUAUUAUGCUUUGUUUCCAUCACGGGCUACGGUAUCACUGCAGGGACAUAUAGCCUCUCCAACUGACUUAUUCUAAACUUAAGGAACUGUUUCAGACAGAGUGGGCAAGAAGGGCAAAGAAGCCAAAAACAUACCACUUCCACACAGAAUGAGAGGAGAACCUUUUUUUCCACUUGAUCUCAACAAUGUCAUGUCGACUCGGCUCGGCUGGCUCAGUAGCCUUGUCUCCAUGCAAUGUGAAUGGUAAAGUAAUCUAACGUCAUGUCUCUUUUUUUUUUCUUUUUUUUUUUUAAAAACCACAAUAUAGUGAGGGAGCUAUAAUGAAGCGACGAUAAAGCGAGGGACGACUGCAUUUUCCAGUAAAACAAACCCAAAGAAAAAAUGAGUCCUGCUACUAGAAAAAUCAAUAAACAUGGAGGACAUAGUACUCUAAAACUUUUAUUUUGCCAAUGUAAAUAUUUUAUUCUGCUACAAUAUCAAAGCAGUGAGGUGAUUAGGACUUUUGAAAUAUCACAAAAAAUGUCUUCUUUUUGUACAAAUCUUACUAAAUUUAAGUGUUUUAGUCCAUAAUAAUACAGUGGAACUUCUAACACAGAAUUUCAAAUCUGUUUUUCCCACAGGAAAUAAUGGAAAUAAUCCAAAUGGUCACCAUAAAGCCAUUAUUAUCUGUGCAGGCAUUUUAAGCACUAUUUUGAUGUUCCUAACAGUCAUACAAGUGUAAAAAGAAGUUAACCGCUAUUGAUAAUAGAACAUACAAACAAUAAAACACAGCAGUGUUAAACGACGAAUGACAAAAUCGUGAUGCAAAGGUGACUCUCGCAACAGGCUACCUUGCAUAUAACAUUUUUAAAACACUUUUAAAUUGUCACACACAAAAAAAUGUCACACAUUUUCAAACAUUGUGUCUGUCACACAAGUGCACAACAAAGUUAACCCUUGAUAGUCAUGAAACAUGAAAGCAAGAAACAUCGCACUCAAAUCGAAAUUGUAACUUGAAGAUGAGUCGUGUUGCAGGUGAGCCCCUCUCAUCUCAUAUUUUAGCAUUCUUAAAUUGUACACAAGUGUAAAAAGAAGUAACCCACAAUUGAUAGUAAAACAUAUAAACAAUAAAACACUCCUUCUUAACUGUGUAAAAUGACGACAGUAAUGCAAAAGUGAUGACUUUCCAGUUCUCUCUCGUAGUUUCCCUUGUUGAGGGUGUUGUUAAUGCUGACAUCUCACGUCAUGUCAUGCUUGAUAUCAUUGAAGUUUUUCUUCAGACACAUAUUUUUUCUUGAAAAUGUUAAUCAAAGCCCGAAUUGUAUGACCUACCUCAACUUUAGAGGUUCAACUGUAUCUAUCCUAUAGAUGGCUGUCUCCCUGUCCAUCCCCAAGGUCAACAUGAGAGUCAAGGCGAGGAGCAGACCAUCUGAGUGACUCUGUGCCUUUUAGCGGCGAGAUAUGAGAGGAAGAACGUGACUCCAGAAGAAGGUCAGGGUGACGUCACCGGGCCUUCAUUUGACUGACACCGUAAAACUGUCAGUCAUGAUAAAAGUAUGACACGGUCAACAAAUGCCCUCUCUGUCCGUUACACGCAAGACCAAAUAUCAUUUCCACAAGGAUUCCAAUGAAGAGAGCGAUGCAAAAAUAAAUAGCGUAGUUAGAGGAGCUUUGUGUUGCCACUCUCUCCUUAUGAAUAGCAAGCAGAUUCAGAGAGGCUGUUCGUAUGCACAACUGCCCAUGAGGAGUGAUUGACCGAGGCAUGGGGGACAUAGAGAAAAUAAAAGGCAAGGCGAGCGGUCCUCCCGUGCUGACCUCGACACCGCUUGACUGCUAUUGGUCAUCCAGCUGUGAAAUACAUUACCCUACCAAGUCCUUACAUCAACUGCAGGCUCAUGUCUCAUCAUUCCACAUUACCCACAACACAAGUCACGUUUUGGACAAAGAGUAAUUUUAGCUCCGAAUGGGAUGUUUUGGGUUCAGGACAUUUUUUUCCUUGAUUCCUUUGGCGCCCUCUGCUGCUCAAACGUGCCUGUCUUCAGGACAAAAGAUGCUCCUCCAUCAUUGCAUAAGAGCAAGCAUCAGCAGAUUUAGUCCCCUUGUGGGUGUUCUGACAUUUCCAUAACCAAAUGAUCCCUUUAAGUGCAUUAAAUACAACUUUACAAGCACUUUAUUCACGGGGAGAUGCAGUACAUUUUUGAAAUGUUUCUAAAGCAUAUGUGGCCAACAGCUGUUGUUUAAGGUCACUGGAGAAGAAUCGCAGAUUUUAGAAAGCAUUUAGAAAAAGAUUUAUGGUGUUAUAUAAAUGCAGCACAAAAUUACAAUUAAAUAUAUUUUUAAAAAUGCAAUACAAUCAAUUAUAUUUUCCUCCAAAAUUAGAUUUAAUUAGAGUUUUAUAAGCUUUAACGGUUUUUGGGGUAUAAAAAAAUGAUUCAUCCAUCCAUUUUCUAUGCCACUAUAAUAAAAUGAAAUAUAAUGACACUCUUUAAAUUGUUCUUAGGAAUGAACACUAAUAAAAUCUAAAGAAUAAGUACAAUAACUCUUACAUUUGUGAUUUUAUUUUCUUAGGAAUGUAAAUUCAAUUAAUUCAAACGACCUUUUCAAUGCAGACAGGGUUUUGGGUGUAGUAAAGUGGUGUAAAAAUGACAAUAAAACAUAAAAAACAAAAAUAAAAUCACUCUUUAUUUGCCCAAAUUGUCAGGAAUGCAAAUAUGUAAUAAUAAUAAUAAUAAUAAGUAUUAUUUAAAUUCAUAUAAAUUGAAUUUCAGCUGCAAAUAAGGUUUUGAGGGAAAAUAAUUACAAUACAAUAAAAUAUUUUGUACAAAGAAAAUAAAAUCACCAACACUUAUCUAAAUUGUUUUCAGACAUUUAAAAAAAAGUACAGUUAAAUUUCAGAUGCUGACCUAUUGUGAGUGGGUGUGUACAAUAUCAACAGCAUUUUCCUCUUUGGCCCAAUUAAUAAUUUAUCAUUUGCAUGGAUGCACUUUGCUUAACCAAGGCCAACUCAAAACAUCACUGACUGUAAGACAGAUAAGUAAUGCACAAACUGCUAUUGUCAGAAUGUAAAAAUGUAGUGUCUGCAAGCCAGUGUUUAUGUAAUUGCAUUGAAGAAAGUUUCAACAGAGCAACCAAUAUGUGAACACUUCAUAGCUGUAGCAUUGUUUGUACUAGCAAAGCAGGACAUACUGUACAGUAACUCUCCUUUCCACUUGCAUGCAGCUCAAACCAAAAAGAGUGACCCUCUCCCCUGCAUUCUCUCUAUACACAUCCUUGUGCAUGUCCCAGGACUGCGUGUGUAUGCCCUGUGUGUGCACAAAGCUAACCCCGCACCCCCAAAUUCCCUAUUG
Dunckerocampus dactyliophorus (ringed pipefish) is the source of this 9843-nucleotide messenger RNA. It is a transcript of the gene kcnn2, whose product is annotated as potassium calcium-activated channel subfamily N member 2. Gene Ontology annotation, cellular component: plasma membrane; neuronal cell body; neuron projection. Gene Ontology annotation, molecular function: calmodulin binding; small conductance calcium-activated potassium channel activity. The coding region runs from base 386 to 2068 and encodes 560 amino acids. NCBI's taxonomy places the organism in Eukaryota, Metazoa, Chordata, Actinopteri, Syngnathiformes, Syngnathidae. The record is from RefSeq and is a predicted model, not a curated record. The transcript is spliced from 7 exons. Gene Ontology annotation, biological process: potassium ion transmembrane transport.